Lampris incognitus (smalleye Pacific opah) is the source of this 2694-nucleotide messenger RNA. RefSeq names its product CKLF-like MARVEL transmembrane domain containing 3 (gene cmtm3). The transcript has 5 exons. Gene Ontology annotation, cellular component: membrane. Bases 330 to 842 code for a protein of 170 amino acids. NCBI's taxonomy places the organism in Eukaryota, Metazoa, Chordata, Actinopteri, Lampriformes, Lampridae. The record is from RefSeq and is a predicted model, not a curated record.
ACAACCCCACGCCGCUGAGCGUGGAGGAAGGUGCCGGAUACCGAAAGGUCCCGUGUGCAUGGCAACGCGAACAACAGAGCGGCGGCACCACGUCCCACAUCUGGAGCACGCAACGCAACGCAGCGGGCUGCAGGCGCGGCGUGCUCCAGAUGUUGCGCCUCGCUGGAGCGGCGAGAGGGCUGCCGCGCUUCCGCGCUGUCAUUGUUUCCGUUUCCACUUUCCAAAAGCCACACAAGUUUUCCGGGGGCUGCGAGCGCUCGCGUCCUCCCGCUGAACUCGUGUAGGUGCGCUGGCCGCGCAAGUCGGGAUUUUGUCCUUUCGACGUUGCAAUGGGGGACAUCGAGGCUCCCAGCUCGACGCGCCGGACCGUCCUCCUGUCGAUCCUGCCGACUAAGGAGUUCGCCUCCUCGCGUAAAGGAAUGCUCCUAAUUGCCGAAGUGGCGCUGUCCUUCAUAGCGUUUGUGUGCUUCGUGGCAUCCUCGGCCGCAGCCUUCGUCACGGCGCCCCUCCUAGAGUUCCUGGCUGCCCUCUUCUUGCUGUUUGCGUACUCCACCAAGUUCAACGAGAGAUUUAAAGGAUUCUACUGGCCUCUCAUGGACUUCCUGAGAUGUGUGAGCGCCUCCAUCAUCUUUUUCAUCAUCUCCAUACUCGCGGUGUCCAAAUACGUAGACGGGGCCUCCAAGGCGGCCGGGGUUUUCGGGUUUAUCGCCACCAUCGUUUUUGCCUUAGAUUUCUACAUCAUCUUUAAUGACCUGGCAGAUUUCCUGAAACAAGGAGGGGAGUCCAAUGAGGAGUCACCAAGACAUCAAGACGACGAUUCCUCGUACGCCGACUCGGACUGAGCAGCUCACCCGGGGGAGACUCACCUGGGACGGGUUUCAUCAGCCAACUGCAAGAUGGACAGAGAUAAUGUGGCAUCUGCAGGGACACAUUACAUUGAGCCUCAUAGUAAAGUGAAGACAUUAUUGUACAGCAGAGGUCAUUCUGUGUCACGCUGACUGCUGCUCGAUGGUGAAUGUACUGAGCUGCAGCAGCAGGAUUUGAACUAUCUCACUCAAAAGCAACGACACGUUGAGGAAAAUGCCAAACUUAGCCACACAUGCAGUGUUUCUGCACAAAGUCUGCAAAAUUAUAAUCGAUCCGUAAAAAUACAUUUCCAGCCAGGUCUGCAGUGAACAGUUCUUUUGCUAUGUCGGAUAUAGGCAAAUCCAUAUAAGCUUCCGUAGGGAUUGCUGAUCUUUUUAUCUUAUCGAUCAUUACAAAUGCUCAAAAAAAAUCAAAUAACAAACACUUUUAAUGAGCUUUUCUUGAUCAGUCUUACUUUUCGAUCUUACCAUGAUCUUGCAAAGUGAAAAGAUGAGUAUGUGCACUUCUUGUUUGAGGCAAAUCCUGAACCGGUUCUUAGUCUACUAUGGCAUAUGGCUAACAGCUAAUUUUUUCCGCAGUCCUUGGGGAUGGAUUAUUUUGUUUUUUCCUAGGGCCAAACAAUUUAAAUUGGAUGCUUAAUUAUGGGGAAACACUACGACACCCAAUGAAAUUAUGACGCAAUGUAAUGUGUUUAACCAAUGUCAUAUACGUAUAUCUUUUGGUAGAGAACUGUACUGCAAAUUGCAUAAUUGAAGUCUUGCCGUCAAUCAUCAUACUGUCUGUGAAUCAACAUUGUGACGACCGGAUGGAUCAGAAGAUCUGAAUGAAAAUAUUUUUAUUUUUGCAGCAGGGUGACUGGUCGCACCCUCUAAUACUCUCCUCGCUUACUAAAGUUUAUGAUAGUGUAUAUUUAGGUUAUCGGUUUUUUUUACAUAUAUAUAUAAUAAAAUUUACAUUUACACGUAAUGCAACGAUGACCUCUGCUGUACGUAACGCAACAGUAAAUGAGAAAUAUCUACUGUUCCUGAGAAAGUAUUGAACAGAUGGAUAUACAAAAUGUAGACGGGUAGCCGGAUGUUUGGAUUCGUUACCCACGUGCGCGUCCGCAGACAGGCGGGCACGCGGUGCAGCAGCUCCACCUGGCUAAACGGCACGCGGCGGGUUUGGAUAAACGUUAUUUAGUCGUUGGCGUGCAUGCUCGCCUCAUCUUUUCUUCCCUGAGAUUUGUUUCGUAUUGUAACCGGUUAUUUUGUUGCCCGGUGCGGGAUUCGAUACGAGGUGUACUGCACCACAAGGCGACGUCACUAACCGCUCGGCUAAAGGGUCAGACACGUUAGGUAGGGGCUAACGUGUCUUAUUAGUAGUUUACAGUAUAUCGUCUUCACAAGAAGUAGCCUGCGUUCCUCCUGUUGAGCCGAAGAAGAGCCGUCGAGCGGAAGACCCCGAGGGCCGUCCGAGAAGGACGCCGCGCGCGCACGCGCUCUGUUAGGGCCGCGUUAAGAAUAGAAAAUGACAAGACUGAAUAGGCACUCGGGGACAUUUGGGUUUUGCUGGCCUCCAACGUCAAUCUGGGCUCUCCGGCUGCUGUGAAGCUUCUUUUUUUUUUGGUUUUUGUUUUCGUUGCAUGAUUUAGUUCGGAAAAUAUUCCCCUCGUCGUUGCGUCACAGUGUUCCUCCCGUCCCGAGGGCGCAAUAAGUGAAAUCCGUGUACUUUAAGGUGAAUAAGCUCCAGGAUUUAUGCUUGCUCCUGGCUAGAUGUGCCUUCGUAUUCCCUGCCCAAAACAGGAAAGGCCUGCACUCGGUGUUGAUUUAUGGGGGCCCUUUCUGC